This is a messenger RNA of Polyodon spathula (Mississippi paddlefish), 3750 nucleotides long. RefSeq names its product nucleoporin NDC1-like. The coding region runs from base 459 to 2477 and encodes 672 amino acids. The transcript is spliced from 18 exons. NCBI's taxonomy places the organism in Eukaryota, Metazoa, Chordata, Actinopteri, Acipenseriformes, Polyodontidae. Gene Ontology annotation, molecular function: protein-macromolecule adaptor activity. Gene Ontology annotation, biological process: nuclear pore organization. Gene Ontology annotation, cellular component: nuclear pore transmembrane ring. The record is from RefSeq and is a predicted model, not a curated record.
AAUCCUUUGUUGAUAUUAGGACCAGUUGUUAACAGCAUAUUUCCAGUCCUGCAGUGCAAGUCUGUUGAAAGACACCUAAGUAACGUGGCGCUGUUUUACUUUUCAUGCGCACUAGUAAAUAGUGUAUAGUCAACAUUUGAAUGGAUUGAAGAAUACGUCUGGUCAAAACGUUUGUCACUGAAUUUUAUUUUAUUGUAGUAUUACUUAACACUAGAGCAAGUCCGCUCUGGUUUUUGUGAAUGUCUAGUGCUUGUUUAACAGGCAUUUGGGAGAGGCGGCCUCCAUCGGGUCCUAGAAUUUUUUGAAAGGUCCUUUGAAUGGAAGUGGCGCGGUGUGCUGAACACAGAUUGUCUGAAAUAGCAGUAGACGAAGUAUUCAGUAGAGUUGUUUAUUAAAUAAAUCUACUUAUACCUUGCUGCUAUUAUUGUGUUUUUUUUAUUUUUUAUUUUAUUUAUAUAAUGUUAUCGCUUGGACAUGACCAUUGGUUCAUUAGGAAGGUGGUAUUUUGGCGGGCAGCAGCAAGUAUUGCGUGGUCAGUGUUGUUGUUACCGGCUUCCACUGCAAUAUUUGUACUUCUGAGCAGGGUCAGUGUCUUGCAUCCCAUAGAAUGGAUAACAGGUUCACUAAACUUUUUGUGUGGUUCCUACGUUAUUUUUUCUAUUGUACUUCUGUGCUUGGUGGUGCUGAUUAUUGGUUUCUUCAUUCUGGAGUUUUACACAGUGGUGGCUUCAAUACCUUGUACUCAGAUUGCCCUAAUAGGAAAAGUGCUUCACCCCCAGCAGUCUAUUCACUCUCUGGUUCACUCUAUGAUGGGAAUGCUGGUAUCCUGGUGUGCAGCAGUGAUGAUAGGUGGACGAUACCAGUUUCUUACCACCCCUUGCAUUGCUGAGGAAAGUGCUACUGCUAUUUCUAUGUGUCUCAAUGAGUACCACCUCUUCUUUCUGUUGGCUGGUGCUUUCAUGGGUUACAGCUACAGUCUUCUAAAUGUUGUUGGCAACAUGAACUAUGUGUCUUUUCCAAAUAUUCAGCAAUGUAAGUACCUACGUUUCAAGGGAACCCUGCCUCUGGUAAUUAAGCACAGUGCAGUCCAGGCGUUCUAUUCUGUUCGGAACUACUGCAUCACUUAUUUCUUCUUGGGUUAUAUCCCCAGAGCAUGGAUAUGUACAACAAUGAGUCUUCGAAAAGACAGGACUCUUCACUCACUGGAUACCCUCACAGGCCUACUUGACUUUUCUCUUCUCUACCACCUGUGGAUAAGUGGAACAUUCCUCUUAGUAACAUGGUACAUGACGUGGCUGCUGUUUAGAAUCUACACAACAGAGGUGUAUUGUUUUCCAGUGCAAUCCUCAUUUUCAGAGGAUGCACACCAGUGCCUUCCCAAAGUCUUAAGCAGCAAACAACCCCUCAUUUUAAAGUAUUUAGCUUUACAGGAUUUUGCAUUGCUGUCUCAAAACUCUCCAUCCAGAAGACAAGAAGUUUUUAGCUUGAGUCAACCUGGUGGCCAUCCUCACAACUGGUCAGCAUUAUCAGGGGAAUGUUUAACUAUAUUGAAUGACCUUACCCAGAAGCUGAUUGCUUACCAGGAAGCUGUUUCGUCCAAUGGAAGAAUUAAGCCACAGUCUGUUGGCAGUGAUAAGAGACCUUCGUCUUCUGGCAGUUCAGCAACAUCUUUAAUAGAGGAACCUACAAGCUGGCAAACGCAAACACCAAGAGUUACCUUGGGUCCCAAAACCCCUGGUUCUGUGUUUCUCCGGUCCUCUGUGGCAUCCCCGUUCACUCCCGAUCUAGGAAGCCCUUUUGGUUCCCCUGCAAUGAAACGAUUGACUGGGACACUGGACCCGUCUUCUCCUUGGCAUGGCUCGGUGCAAAGUCCUCAUGUCAUGAGAAGAGGACCCAAACUCUGGACCUCGUCUUUGGGUGCAGAGUCUCCCUUGAAUGGCAGCCCACCAUCAGGACCUCCUCUGGCGCCAAGCCCGGGUGCUGGGGAACAGAAGCCCAGCAUAGUCUCUUUGUGGAUUCAGAACCGUCAGGAACAGGUUAAAAAUGUCCUGGCUAAACGGGUGCUGAUAAUGUAUUUAUUUAAUAAGCUUCCAGAAGCCUCUAGCCAAGCACUUUUUGCUGAGAGUCAAGCACACAUUUGGGCACUUGAAGGUCUGUCUCAUUUGGUAGCAGCGUCCUAUACAGAAGACAGAUUUGGGGUUGUUCAGACUACACUUCCUGAUAUUCUUGGUACUAUGCUUACUUUACAGGAGGCAGUAGAUAAACAUUUCAAGUUACCUCAUGCCUCCAGUAAACCAGCAAGAACUUCGGGCAGCCUGGUUGACACUUCCUACAAAACCCUAAGGUUUGCUCUGAGGACAUCUCUGAAAACUGCCAUCUACAGGAUAACUACCACCUUUGGAGAACAUUUAAAUGCUGUUCAAGUGUCGACGGAUCAUCGAAAAAGACUCCAGCAGUUUUUGGAAUAUAAAGAAUGAAGACAUUCCCUUUACCUUUUUAUUAAUGCAGCUGCAACUGAUUUUCAAAACACCAGAGUUGCUUGAACUGUUUUUCACAUGCAUGUAUAAUAAUGUAAAUCUUUCUGUGUGUAUAAUAAUCUAAAUAUUUCUAGCAAGUUUACCGUAGUUUUGUGUAACCAAAGGCAAAAUAAAGUGUGUUCUGCAGAAAAGCAGCCAAAGAUCCACAUUGUGACAGUUUACUAGAAAUACCAUGUACUGUAGAUUUGUUUUGUGUAUUCUUAUAGUAAAAAGAACAGUAUUAGAAAUCAGUGCAUUUAUAAAAUUAUAUAUAUAUAAAAAAUUUUUAUUUGUUUUAAUGGCAAACCAACCAGUUGGUACUCUGGUUUCCUUGCAGCUGAACUGUUCCUCUUUUGUAAGGUAUUAUAUAUAAUUAAACGUUCCUCUGUGCCUCUGGCAAUGCAGCAACACCAGUUCAGAUUAGAAAUCCAACAAACAGAAAAACCUGAAACGGAAAAAUCCAUCCAACAUAAUUUAAAAACAAAUCAAAAGAUAAUUGUUUUGAACAUUUAACGUGGCCAGGAAUGUUUCAUUUUGUGACAUACCCCUGACUCUUGGGAUGCUGUUAUUGAAUUACGCCAAGAGGAUGGAGAGGGUAGUUGUUUAUUUCUGUGCUAUUUCACAAUGCAGUGGGAUGACAGAUAUAUUUUUGAUGGAAGUCUGGCAGCUAGUAGGGUAAACUGCUACAUUUUAUAACAACUGAGCCCUCUAGGAAAACAACGGACCAAGUCAAAAAAAAAUAAAUUAAAUUAAGAAAAAAAAUGGUUUCCUUGACUGAGCCAAGCUAGCUUUAUUUGUGCAACUGAAAAACUCAGCUUGCAGUGAUUACAUAGGGAUCAAUACAGAUAAAUGAUUUUUUUUUUUUUUUUUUAAACAAAAUAUGACUUGGUUUUUAAUCAAUCCACCACUUUAUUUGUUGAGUAUUUUACAGUACCAGGGAAUGCACCUGGUUUGCAUCAACGUCUUUUUUAUGGGGAAUCCUUGGAUAGCUAUAGAUGCAGUAUAGGAAGAUUUAAAACGCCCUGCUUAAUCACCUAGCCACUGGUUAUAAUAAGUUUAAAUAUCCCUUGAGUUAUUUAAAAGGUCUGAAAUAAAGGCAUGCAUGUGCUAAAAUAAUAUUUCCAUUUACCAGCAGGGGGCAGAGGGCACAGUAGCGUGAUAUGCACACAGGUUUGUGAAAUGUACAGAAUCCUGAGAUUUGAAUACUUGUAAUUCUGUAGGUUAUUGGUUGUGG